This is a messenger RNA of Enterobius vermicularis (human pinworm), 558 nucleotides long. Lineage: Eukaryota; Metazoa; Nematoda; Chromadorea; Rhabditida; Oxyuridae. The record is from the annotation of a GenBank genome assembly.
AUGUCUGGAAGUAGUAAGGAUGGGAAAGAUGAAAUUAAAACUUCUUCAAUAAAUAGACACUCUCUGUCGACACUGGGCGUUUCCAGCAGCAGUACCUCUGGCACACCAGGUAGCGACGAAAGGAGUAUUGCUGAUACGAAUGAUUUACUGAAAAAUAUGCACGCGGGUCUUUCCGCGAGCGAUCAGGCGCUUGACGUCACGUCUGAUGGUAGUCAUAGUUCACAGUCCAGCCGUCUUGCCGCACCUAGGAUUCUAAACAGUAUUGAGAGUGAUGCCAAUGCAAUCGCUUCGAAUUUGGACGAAAUCCUUCGGGAUUUGAGAGGCUCUUUACAUGGAAUGAGUGAUUUGACAGUUGAAAGCUCUGACUGUUACGCUGAAACAAUUGGAAGUACCUGUGACGCGGCUGAUGCUGCCGUCAAAAAUACUUACGCACUCCUCGCGAAAGUUGAAGAACUUGGAGAAAUUAUGGGUAAUCUUCGCAGCGUUGCUCAGCAGAUUAAAGAAAUCAAACAAAUUGUUGAUUCCUUCGAAAUUCAGUUUGUCUCCGGUCUUGUGUAA